Molecule: messenger RNA, 3558 nt
Organism: Asparagus officinalis (garden asparagus)
Lineage: Eukaryota; Viridiplantae; Streptophyta; Magnoliopsida; Asparagales; Asparagaceae
Product: villin-2
Biological process (GO): actin filament severing; cytoskeleton organization
Molecular function (GO): actin filament binding
Source: RefSeq, a predicted model, not a curated record
UCAUAAGUCUCUGCAUCCGCUCUUUUCGCCAUCUCUCCCCUCUCUUUUCUCCAUUCGUCUUCCCUUUUUUGGGAUCCUUUUCGAUCCCUAAUCCUCUUUCUCUGUAAAAUUACGCCAAUCAAAUUCUCUCGGUUCUUCAGAUCCUAAUCAAAUCUGGUCUUAAUUUGGAUCCCAAUAGUUUCUCGGGGCUUAGAUCUCUGGUAUCUGCCAUCUGCGUUGGAAUCUGCUCUCCAACUUGGCGAUUUUAGGGUUUUCCUGGAUUCUGCAGAGAGGUAUGACCUUAGUACCUGCAAAGAUCUAUAGCUGAGGUAAAGGGAAAAAGACGACAAGGUAAGCUAUUGGAAAAUGGCUAACACCGCAAAAAAUCUGGAGCCUGCUUUUCAGGGAGCUGGUCAAAGAGUUGGGUUGGAGAUUUGGCGCAUUGAGAAUUUUCAACCAGUUGCGUUACCAAAAGCUGAUUAUGGUAAAUUCUAUUCAGGGGAUUCUUACAUUGUUUUACAGACAAGUGCUGGUAGGGGAGGUGCGUACCUCUAUGACAUUCAUUUCUGGCUGGGAAAAGAGACUAGCCAAGAUGAAGCUGGUGCUGCUGCCAUCAAGAGAAGUCAUGAAUCUGACAAGUUCUUGUCUUACUUCAAACCAUGCAUCAUCCCUUUAGAAGGUGGUGUUGCUUCUGGAUUCAAGAAGCCUGAAGAGGAAACAUUUGAAACCCGCCUGUAUACUUGCAAGGGAAAGCGAGUAGUUAGAUUGAAACAGGUUCCUUUUGCUCGCUCUUCUCUUAAUCACGAUGAUGUUUUUAUCUUGGACACUGAAAAUAAGAUAUAUCAAUUCAAUGGUUCCAACUCCAAUAUCCAAGAAAGAGCCAAAGCUUUAGAAGUUGUACAAUAUUUGAAAGAUAAGUACCAUGAUGGGACAUGUGAUGUUGCAAUUAUUGAUGAUGGAAAGCUUGAGGCAGAGUCUGGCUCAGGGGAAUUUUGGGUCCUUUUUGGUGGCUUUGCACCAAUUGGUAGAAAGACUGUUUCUGAAGAUGACAUCCCAUUGGAGGCUACUCCAGCAAAGCUUUAUAGUAUCAACGAAGGUGAGUUGAAGUUGGAAGAUGGCCCGUUGACUAAAGCUAUGCUGGAAAAUAGUAAAUGCUAUUUAUUGGAUUGUGGAGCUGAAAUUUUUGUUUGGGUUGGUCGGAUAACCCAAGUUGAUGACAGAAAAUCCGCAUGCAAAACUGCUGAGGAUCUUAUUGCUAAUGAGAAUAGACCAAAGACUACCCGCAUUACUCGAGUUAUUCAAGGAUUUGAGACACAUUCAUUCAAAUCCAACUUUGAAUCUUGGCCUGCAAGUUCUGGAACAGCGACAAACGGUGGAGAUGAGGGAAGAGGGAAAGUAGCAGCUUUAUUGAAGCAGCAAGGGGUUGAUCUAAAGGGAACUACAAAAAGUGCUCCUGCUAAUGAGGAAGUUCCUCCUUUGCUUGAAGGAGGUGGAAAGCUUGAGGUCUGGCGCAUUAAUGGAAGCGCCAAAAGUCCAGUUCUUCCGGAAGAUAUUGGCAAAUUCUACAGUGGAGAUUGUUAUAUUGUUCUUUAUACAUAUCCUUCGGGUGACAGGAAAGAUGAUUACUUCUUAUCCUGUUGGAUGGGGAAGGAUAGUAUCCAGGAUGAUCAAAUAAUGGCUACUCGGCUAGCUAAUACAAUGUGCACCUCUCUGAAAGGAAGGCCUGUUUUGGGUCGCAUUUUGCAAGGAAAAGAGCCACCACAGUUUAUUGCACUUUUCCAGCCCAUGGUUGUCUUGAAGGGUGGCCUUAGCUCUGGUUACAAAAAGUACAUAGCUGAAAAUAAUCUGAAUGAUGAUACAUACACUUCUGACGGCAUUGCACUAUUUCGUGUCUCUGGUACAUCUGUCCACAAUAACAAAACAAUUCAAGUUGAUGCGGUGGCAACAUCCUUAUGCUCUGCAGACUGUUUCCUGUUGCAAUCUGGGAGUACAAUGUUCAACUGGCAUGGAAGUUCCAGCACUUUUGAGCAGCAGCAGUGGGCUGCAAAACUUGCUGAACUUCUAAAACCUGGGGUUACACUGAAGCAUGCAAAGGAAGGAACUGAGAGCUCUGCAUUUUGGUUUGCUCUUGGUGGUAAGCAGAGUUUUACCACCAAAAAGGUUGUGCAAGAUAUUGUUCGAGAUCCUCACCUGUACAGCUACUCCUUCAACAAAGGGAAACUAGAGGUAUCUGAGAUUUUCAACUUCUCUCAAGAGGAUCUGUUGACUGAAGAUAUAUUACUUCUUGACACUCAUUCAGAGGUUUUUGUUUGGGUUGGUCAUUCUGUGGGUUCCAAAGAAAAGCAAGAGGCUCUGAAUAUUGGCCAGAAAUACAUAGAGCUUGCAGCUGCUCUGGAAGGGCUACCUGCUGAUGUGCCGCUUUAUAAAGUCACGGAAGGGAAUGAACCAUGUUUCUUCACAACAUACUUCUCCUGGGAUGGAACAAAGGCAGCUGUCAAAGGAAAUUCCUUUCAGAAGAAGCUCUCUCAGUUAUUUGGUUCAGCCAUGAAUGCAGCAGAGUCAAACGACAAAUCAAACAACUCACCCCAAGGUGGACCCAGACAACGGGCAGAAGCUUUAGCAGCUUUAACUUCUGCAUUCAAUCCAUCGAGCAAUCCUAGAAGCAAGUCUUAUGGGUCAACUCAAGGUAGUUACACUCAAAGGGCAGAAGCAUUGGCAGCCUUAUCCUCUGCUUUUAAUCCUUCAGCUAAAGAAAAAGCUGCAGCACCAAAGCCAACUCGAUCAUCAGGGGGGUCACAGAGAGCUGCUGCAGUUGCUGCAUUGUCUACUGUCUUGACAGCUGAACAAAGGAGAGAACAAUCUGAAGCUGCCAAAGGUCGUUUAAGCCGUGGCUCUUCCCUAGAUGCACCAAAUGCCGAUGAGGCAAGCAGCGAGACUACAAGCCCCUUACUUGGCGAUGUUGAAGAAAGUCCUGUAACAGGGGAUCCCCUUGAAAUUUCAGUGGAUGAAGGCACAGGAGAGGAGGGAUCCAUCUCUUAUAAUAACGGUGCUGAAAAUGAGGAGAACGAUGAUUCACAAACUGCAGAUGAGGGACAGAUAUUCAGUUACGAACGUUUAAGAGCCAAAUCGCGCAACCCUGUGAGAGGAAUUGAUUACAAACGAAGAGAGACUUACCUUUCUGAUGCUGAGUUCGAGACUGUUUUCGGGUUAACUAAAGACGCGUUUUAUCAACAACCCAAAUGGAAGCAGGACAUGCAGAAAAGAAAGCUGGAUCUCUUUUGAUUGGAGGCAGUUCAGAUUUUGGAAUGAUUUAUAGAAGUUUGUAUUCUUAUUACUUUGUCGGCUCCUCCUUGGUGUUUUUUUUUUGUUGUUGUUUGGAAUGCUGGUGAUUCAUGUUCAUCUGCUGCCUCCGGUGGUUUCUCCAAAAUAUGGUGUAGGUUAUUCUUUUAUUUGUGACUAGCAUUUGCUGGUGUGGGUUUGUUCACUAGAGUGAUUCCUUUUGCAUGUAUCUCUUCUUUGUGAAAUCAUAUGUUUUAUUGUGUAUUAAAUGAAUAAAGGAGUGUUUAAUUAUUCUGCCUU